This is a messenger RNA of Cuscuta europaea, 2158 nucleotides long. The record is from the annotation of a GenBank genome assembly. NCBI's taxonomy places the organism in Eukaryota, Viridiplantae, Streptophyta, Magnoliopsida, Solanales, Convolvulaceae.
CAGUCAUUCAAUAGAGGCAGCGAAUUACAAAGUCUAUCUUGGUAUCAGCAGCAUCUUCUUCUCUUCUCCAAUGGCUUCUCCCAAAUUUCAUCCCGCCCUUGCCGUUUCAAACAUAAAAAAUUUCAUCACUAUCACUCUUGAUCUUGAAACGGUGGAGUAUUCCUCCUGGACCGAGCUUUUUAAAAUCACUGCUAGAGCCUACCAAGUCAUUGAUCACAUUAUUCCUCCUAGCCCCACUACUCCCGUUGCCACACCUCCCCACCUCACCAUUGAGCAGCGACUCGCCCAAGAGGCAGCCGACAUUGAAGCCCGCUCCUUGUGGGAUCGCCUUGAUGCCAUUGUGUUACAAUGGAUCUAUGGCACUAUCUCUCACGAUCUCCUUCAUACCAUCAUUGAGCCCGAUUCUACGGCUCACCAUGCUUGGGAGCGCCUCCAGGAUAUUUUCCAAGACAACAAAAAUUCCCGGGCUACGUACUUGGAAAACCAAUUCUCCAACACCCGGUUGGAUCAAUUCCCCAAUAUUGCUGCUUAUUGCAAAACCUUGAAGGUUCUUGCGGAUCAACUCACCAACGUUGACUCUCCCGUCUCUAACCAGAGACUUGUUUUCCGCAUGGUCAAUGGGCUACCAGAACAAUAUGACACCGUCGCCUCUCUCAUUCCACAAGCUGAUCCGGUACCUUUGUUCUCCAAGGCGCGAUCUAUGCUUAUUCUGGAGGAAUCCCGCAAGCAUCAACAGGUCACUCCGCCCGCCGCUCUUCUCCACACGGCAGAUCCACCGUCUCCUUCUCCACGCCCAGCCCGUACCGACAAUCGGGGUGCUCGACCUCGUGGGCGUGUGAGUUCAAAUCGCGGCGGCCGACAACGCUCGAACCCUCGGCCAGAAGGUUUUCGUCAGCACUAUGCCACUCCGUACCCAGGACAGUGGCCCCCCAACCACUACGCUUACUGGCCUCAGGGUAGCCCUUGGGUUGCACCUCCAUGUCCUUACCCUUCGGUGCCAUGGCAGACUCCGGCAGCCGCAACCUCCACUCCAACUGCCGGGAUUCUUGGGCCUCGUCCUCAACAGGAUCACUAUGUCGCUGCUCCUCCUACUCCAACAGAUUUACAGGCCGCCAUUGUAACACCCCGGCCCCGUAGGCCCCGAGGUAGUUACUUCUGACCUCUAGUACUGUCCCCACAAACCACCACGAGCCUUUACCGCACACUUUGUCCUCACUCAUGCGCGCCCUGAGAAACUUCCCAGGGGGUCACCCAUCCCAAGACUACUCCCGUGCAAGCACGCUUAACUCUGGAGUUCUUGGGUGAUGAGCUCCCUUAAAAGGAGAUGCACCUCUGUUGGUAUGAGUAGUACUAUUAAUCCAUUUAAAUUAAAUCUCAAGUAUUACAAUCACUCCCACUUAGGAACGCAACGUCCUCGUUGCGCCCAUAAACCAAUCUCAAUCAUAUCCCAGAAUCUUUUCCCCUGCUAAGUGCCCGCCCGAUAUCCAACGGAUCAACACACUGUCGCAGGAUUGCUCUGAUACCACUUGUAACACCCCGGCCCCGUAGGCCCCGAGGUAGUUACUUCUGACCUCUAGUACUGUCCCCACAAACCACCACGAGCCUUUACCGCACACUUUGUCCUCACUCAUGCGCGCCCUGAGAAACUUCCCAGGGGGUCACCCAUCCCAAGACUACUCUCGUGCAAGCACGCUUAACUCUGGAGUUCUUGGGUGAUGAGCUCCCUUAAAAGGAGAUGCACCUCUGUUGCCAUGAACACGAUGACCCUCACACCACCGGAUGACAGUUGGUACUUGGACACCGGGGCAACGUCGCACAUGACCUCUUCUUCAGGAUCUCUAAUCGGGGGCACAGGUUCUCCGGUGCAAUAGUUCAAGUCAUCUCUACCCCGUCACACCAUCGUCUGCUCCUCAAGUCUCGCCAAACGUCGCUCUUCUCACCUUACCCGCCGACUUAUGGCAUAGCCGUCUUGGUCAUCCCGGCGACCCAGUAUUUCAUUUUAUUAGUGCAAAUAAAAUUAUUUCAUGUAAUAAUAAAAUGAGGUCUUCUGCUUGUACCUCUUGCCAGUUAGGCAAACAUAUUAAGCUUCCAUUUACUUCGUCUUUAUCUGUAACAUCCGAACCGUUUGAUUUAAUUCAUAGUGAUUUGUGGACUUCUC